This is a messenger RNA of Vitis vinifera (wine grape), 2555 nucleotides long. RefSeq names its product UDP-glycosyltransferase 83A1-like. The record is from RefSeq and is a predicted model, not a curated record. Bases 187 to 1560 code for a protein of 457 amino acids. The transcript has 2 exons. Gene Ontology annotation, molecular function: UDP-glycosyltransferase activity. Lineage: Eukaryota; Viridiplantae; Streptophyta; Magnoliopsida; Vitales; Vitaceae.
GCCACAACACCGUAUCUUUCAGAUAAUAUAUGAAAUUCAUGUGUAGGAGAUGGGCUGCAGCUAAAAUUUAGCAAAUAGGUUUACGAUUCACACAAUAGAGGGCUUAGGCUAAUAAAGAGAAGCAGUGUUAAUCCUGAAACUUGGGAUCAGAGGAAGCAGAAGUGUGUGGAAGUGUUGGCAGCAACCAUGGGCAGGCGACCUCAUGUGCUGAUUAUUCCAUUCCCAGCACAAGGACAUGUUGCUCCCCUUAUGAAGUUUGCGUACCAGAUUUCUGAUCAUGGGAUCAAGGUCACCUUUGUUAACUCAGACUUCAUACAUGAAAAACUGGUGGCUGCACUGCCAGAUGAGGAUGAGGCUCGGAGUCGGAUAGGGCUAGCCUCGAUCCCAGAUGGACUGGGUCCGGGGGAGGAUCGAAAAGAUUCGCUCAAGUUGACAGACAGUAUUUUUAGAGUCAUGCCGGGUCAUUUGAAGGAGUUUAUGGAGAAGGUUAACAACUCGAAUGAUGAUGAGAAGAUCACUUGUGUUAUUGCUGAUUCAGCAUUUGGGUGGGCGCUAGAGGUUGCCGACAAGAUGGGGAUCAAGAGGGUCGCGUUUUGCCCCUUUGGACCAGGAAGCUUGGCUUUGGCAUUUCACAUUCCAAGGCUUAUUGAGGCCGGACUUCUAAAUAGUACUGAUGGAUCUCUUUUGAACGACGAGUUGAUCUGCCUGGCAAAGGAUAUACCAGCCUUUAGCAGCAACAGAUUGCCGUGGAGCUGCCCGAGUGAUCCAACCUUACAAGAGGUCAUUUUCCGACUUGCUUUCAAAGACAUCUCAGCUAUUAAUCUUUCCAAUUGGCUUAUUUGCAACUCCGUUUACGAACUUGACUCAUCUGCUUGUGACUUGAUUCCCAACAUAUUACCAAUAGGCCCGUUAAUUGCAAAUAACCAUCUGGGUCAUUAUCCUGGAAACUUUUGGCCUGAGGAUUCAACUUGCAUAAGCUGGCUCGAUAAACAACCUGCUGGCUCAGUCAUUUAUGUUGCCUUUGGAAGCCUAGCGAUCUUAAGCCAGCACCAAUUCAAUGAACUAGCACUGGGUAUUGAACUUGUAGGCCGGCCAUUUUUAUGGGUUGUCCGAUCAGACUUCACCAAUGGAUCAGAUGCUGAAUACCCUGAUGGUUUCAUAGAGAGAGUUGCUGAGAAUGGAAAGAUUGUUUCAUGGGCACCCCAAGAAAAAGUUUUAGCUCACCCUUCUGUUGCAUGUUUCUUAUCCCAUUGUGGAUGGAACUCAACCAUGGACGGCAUAGGCAUGGGAGUCCCCUUCCUAUGCUGGCCCUACGUUGUAGAUCAAUUCCAUAACCAGAGUUACAUAUGCGACAAGUGGAAGGUGGGCUUGGGGUUGAACCCAGAUGAAAAUGGAUUCAUAUCAAGGCAUGAGAUUAAGAAGAAGAUCGAAAUGUUGGUUUCUGAUGAUGUUAUAAAAGCAAAUGCAGAGAAGUUGAAGGAAAUGACUAGAAAGAGUGUGAGUGAAGGUGGAUCUUCUUACAAGAAUUUCCAAACCUUUGUUGAAGUAAUGAAACAAUGAAGAUGUUUCCCGUUGCUACUAUAUCCAAAUGUGUUAAAUCGCCAUCAACCCGACCCAACCUACUCAAACUGUAUUCCUACUGACAGAAAUUAUAUUCUAGACUUCAUUAAAGAAACAUGAAAAUUAGGUGUUGAGAUUAUUGAGACAAGCUAUUGUAGGGACCACCCCUAAGCGUACACGUGGUGGCCUCACAAGGCACUCCUCCAUUGGACACGUGGCACUCCAACCCCCUGUCCAGAUGUUCACAUGGACUGACACAUGGCACAUCCAACCCUCUGUCCGGACUAUCACGUGGACUGACAUGCGAUGCAUACCCCCCUGUCCGGAUGUCCAAUCCGAACCCAGUGGCUAACGUCUCAAACAAGAUUCUUGACUGUGUCUUGCGGGCAAUCAUUACUCAUUUUACCAAAAGCAUGCUCAACAUGACCUUCCUGGGUCACUUCAGGCGACCUGCCACGACCUACCCUGCGCCGCCUACAGAGUGAAAAGACAAGGAUGACGGCAACUCAUCCAUCCAGCAAUCUCUGACAGCCGCCUGCAGGAUAAUGAUGGCUCUGUCACCCUCUAAGCACCAUCAUGACAGCCAAAAAGUCUUCCCACCAUUUAAAGAGACAAAACUCCUAGCACUAUAAAAGGCCCCCACACAGUCAAAGAAGGGAAGGGAUUCCUAAGGAGAAGGGCCCCAUAAAAAAUAUCAAUAUGCUAGAGAGCAAAACUAAUAAAAGUAUCGGAGGGUGUGUCCGGACCUCCUGUCCGAACAUCUUUUGUAGGUCAAAAGAAGGAAGCAUCAUCUUCAGUUGAAGAGGCGAGUACAUCAGGAAAUUGAAGUGGUCUUGGUAACGCAGCCUUCAACAGCUAUGAUAAAAAUUUCAUAGAUGAUCUGCUCAUUGUGGUUCCAUGAAUCUAUGUUAUGUAGGGAUUAAAGAUUUUAAUUUUUUAGAUUCAAUAUGCUUUGAUACCAAUUGAAAGUAUGAAUCUUGAUUCCUGAAAUUUAU